UCGAGCCCCCUCGUCGCCCGUUUUUUCACUCCCGUUCAGCGACCCCCGGAAGAACAAAGGCUCCGCCGCGAAUGUAGAUGAAGUCGAAACCCCACAACCAUCUUCUUCCUCCGUGAGGAGUCCGGGAGACCCACUGUCUAUGGCUUGUAUCCGUCGUCGCCGGCGAGGAGGUGGAGCUGUCGAGCGCGAGGUGGCGAGCGGUCCUCGUCUUGGGUGUCGUAGCUUCUUCAAGAUCGUACUCGCCGACGCCCUUGCAUCCGGAAAGCUCGGAAUUCCAAAGAAUUUCUUGAGAAGAUGUGGAAAGGAUCUCUCAAACUCGGUGCUUCUCGAGGUUCCAGAUGGCUCAACCUGGACUAUAGAGCUAGAAAAGUGUAACAAUGACAUGGUUUUGUUGUGGAAAGGGUGGCGGGAAUUCAUGGAGCAUUACUCCAUUGGUCAUGGUCACCUCCUAGUUUUCAAAUAUGAGGGGAGCUCCGCUUUUCGCGUGAUAAUAUUCAAUAAGAGUGCUUCAGAGAUAGAUUAUUGGUCGAGCAGCGGCAAAACAUCAUUCGUUGGGAGAGAACUUCCCUCACCAAAAACAGAAGAUGUCGUAGAAGCAGAAGAUCUGGAGGAUGUCACGCCCCAUCGAAGAAUGAGGAUCGAACCACAUUUACCUUAUUCUGAGCUUAGUCUUGGCUACUCACCGCAAGGAUCCGUAGUUCCCAUUGAUACUGACCCCGAGGAACCAAAUCUGUCUCAAGCUCAAGUUGGCCUGACGGAUAAGAUUAAGCAGCCUACACGCAGAGUGAGCCAUUCUGAGCAGGUUUUUCAUGGUCCUGCACUUCCAAGGCCUCUCACUAGUCCUGAAUUAGUCCGCAAAAGUGAUCCUGAACAUCCCUUUUUCAAAAAGACGAUCUGGCAAUCUCAUACGGUUAGACUGGAUAUUCCAGGUGGAUUCACUAAGCAGCAUAUUCAGGAAAAGCAAAGAGCAACUCUUAGGUAUGCCAACAGAUCAUGGUCAGUGAGGCUCAUCAGGGACAGCAGACGUGUUGGAGGGGCUCCGUGUCUGUCCUUUUCUGCUGGUUGGCGUGCAUUUGCAAGAGAAACUCAUCUGUGUGUAGGAAAUGUCUGCGUGUUCAAGCUAAUUGAUAGGAAUGAUAUUGUGUUUGAAGUCUCCAUUUUGAGUGGGGAUUUUCAUGGUCCUACACUAUCAAAGCCUCUCAAGUUUUCCUGUUUAGCUAGCAAUGUUGAUUCGGAGCAUCCCUUCUUCAUACGGGUGACCCGACAAAGUUACAUCAAUGGCCUGAGUGUUCCAGUUGAAUUUGCCAAUCAACAUCUUCAGGAACACAAACAAAUAGCGACUCUUUGGCAUUCGGACAGAUCGUGGCCAGUGAAGAUCCUUGGAAGCCAUCGACAGGCCACUGGUAGUCCAGCUCUGUACUUCUCCACCGGUUGGCGUGCAUUCGCAAGAGAAGCUCAUCUGCGUCCAGGAAAUGUCUGCUUGUUUGAGCUCAUCGAUCAGGAGGAUACCGUGUUCAAAGUCUCCAUUUUGAGCGGCGCUGGUAGUGACACGAUUCACGUCGAUCAAGAUGAACAUCAGAAGUAUUACCUUAGGCCAUUGCAGCAUCGAAAUGAUUCCAGGGUUCCUAAUAAUGCCUCCUUUUCUUAAGCAGCGCCGCAGCGAAUCAAUGAAAAGCACUCUUUUCUGCUUUUCUUCUUUUCUUCAUUCUUCCUUUUUGUGUUAGUUUCAAUUCUAUGACUUCCUCGCUCGGAAAGAACCUCUCAAAUUCGGUGAAUCUUUAUGGUUUUGCACAGCGGCUCAACCUGAUCAGUAAAUUUACAAAGGAGUAAAGAUAUGCUCUGAUG
Messenger RNA from Rhodamnia argentea, 1845 nucleotides. RefSeq names its product B3 domain-containing transcription factor VRN1-like. NCBI's taxonomy places the organism in Eukaryota, Viridiplantae, Streptophyta, Magnoliopsida, Myrtales, Myrtaceae. The transcript is spliced from 6 exons. Gene Ontology annotation, molecular function: DNA binding. The record is from RefSeq and is a predicted model, not a curated record. The coding region runs from base 140 to 1648 and encodes 502 amino acids.